AGUAGGAGUAGGGAUAGGGAUAGGUGUUAGGGGUUAGUGUUAGAGUUUAGGGGUUAGGAACUUUUGAGGCUGGCUGACAUCAACUGAGAGAUAGAUGAAGUGGUUAUCUAGCUCAAUAAAAUUAAGAAAUAUUUAAGCUGUAGCAAACAGCAUUGACUAAUUUAUAUAGGAACACCCCAAGCUGGAGAUUUAGUUUGCCAAAGCCACCCCAUGGUAUUUGGAUUAUGAAAUAAGUCGCAGUUACCCCUUCUGGUGAAUUGUGUGGAGAAUCAUGAUGACAUUUCUUGCUGCUUUACUGCAAUAAACUGAUAAAACAGGAGACAGCAGAGUAGCACUUGCUCAUCUAGGUGCUCUGCCAUCCAGUGAUUGCACUUGAACACUCAAAAUGAGGGAUGAUUUCAGCUGAUAUAUAGCAGUGGCAGUGAUGUUCAGGUGCUAUUCUGCCUUUUAUUAAUUUCACCUAGGAGUUCAUCAGCCCGUCAAAGGGAUCUUUCCAAGCUGAAGGAGGUCUGCUUAUUUUCUGUACAUUGCCAAGCUUUUGCUUAUGGCCUGACUGAUGCCUCCCAGAUGCUUUAUAGUCAAUUUCAUCUUUAUUUCUCUAUGGUUUGGAGUCAGAACUGCCAUAUUAGGAGGGAACAUGUAGCAGGGAGUUUAUCCCUUAUCUCCAAGGCCAGAUCUUCCUCUAACGAUCAUGCUUCUUAUGAGGGUUUGUGUGUGUGUGACUGUAGAAUUUCCUUUGCUAUUUUUUCUUUUUCAUGCUGUUGGGAACAUUUUCAAUACCAGAGAAAAAGAAAAGCACUCUUCUCAGCAAAGAGGAAGUUAUCACACCUACAAAAUACAGGAUGCAGUCCCGAAGGUUUAUAGCCUCAGGGUCUGAAAGAGGAUUGGAAACUGUGUAUACAGUAUUAGGCUUCUUUGCACGCAGUUUUUGAACAAGAAAGGUGUUCCUGGCCAAGGUACUGCUAGUUAGUAUUCUCAUGAUAGGAGACUAUUACACCAGCUGGGUGAGUGACAAUACAUGAAAUGUAAUUUCUCCUCUUCUGCUUUCUUUCAUACGGCCUAAGGAAAUGAAGGAGAAAGUGGUGUCUUCCAUCCGUUAUUAAUAUAAAGCUAGGCUGCAAAAUAAGAUUCAGCUCUAGCCACAGGAGUACCUCCAUGUGUUUGUGAAUAGUGAAUGCACUCACUUAACCUUGACAGAAGCGUAUUCCGAAUGACAUUUCCACGGAAUCAACCUAAACUUGAAGUAUUUUAUCUAAUGUACUGAGCAGGUCAUACCCUAAAAGACUUGAUAGACAGCUAAAUUUGCUCAUGCGAUCUCCUCCCUUCUAGGCAGCAUAAAGCUGUACGAAAAAUGUCAUUGCCACAGCCACACAGGUAACAACAGUAAGGAAAUAAUUUAAAUAUGAAACUUGGGCACUUAGUUUGGUCCUCUGAGAAGUACUGUAUGGGAAUUUUCCCUCAAAGUGAAUUCCUGCAAACCUGUGUAAUCAGAGAUUGCUUCACUCCUCACUGGCUAUGGCCACAUACAGAAGCAAAUGCCUUUAAACUGCAGUCUGCAGCAGGACAGGAGGAAAUACCUUGCCCGUUAUGAAAGUGAAUAACCACAGCCCUUGCAGGCAUUUGACUCCUGUUUGAACCAACGCCAUGCAUUCCUAUGAAGUCUGUAGAAACAGUGGUGAAUUUUUAGAAGAUGUCCACGAAGGAACUUCUUGUUAAGCUCUUGUGUGGUACAUCUGCAGUUGGCAGCUGACUGCUUGCAGGCGGAUGAGUAAAUAACAGUGAAUAUUUCUGUUUGACUAGCAGGAAGUCACACAUUUCUGUAUAGGUAUUUAGAAAUACCAAUUGUGCGUUGCAAGAUGGGAAUUUCUUAAGAUUUUUUUCUUCCUUGUUGGUGACAGCACCAUUCUGGUUAUUAAACUCAACUUACAAAUAAGACAAUAAAAUAAUGAGGAUAAUAAAUCUAAGUUUGAAGACUAAGAAGGUUUUAGCUGCAUUUAUCUUGAAGAGAUUGAGACCUUUACUGCGUAGCUAUGGUAUUUAUGUAUCUCUUUGCUUUGUUACGUAUUGGCCUCAGCAGAGGUCAGAUAAGAACCCAAAUCUCCCAGGCUACUUGAUUGACUAUGAGGCAACAUCAAUCCUCAAAAAAAACAAAACAAAACUAAAUAAAAAUGCAGUUUGCAGUUGUUAAAGUGAACUAGCUGAUGCCAUAAUGCAAUCAGUAUCAUCAGGUGGCUUAGCAUGGAAGACGGAGUCUAGGGGCUGUGUUAGAAACUGCUCCCCUCUACCAGAGUUGCAUUUUGAAGUGGGACACUGUGAAAAGCUGAUCUCUUAAAGAGAUUGCUGAACAUUACACAGUCAAUUUUCAUUCUACCUUUUCAAGCGUCUGCAGUUCCCCAUGUAAAGCUGCUCAAACAAAGCACUUCCAAUCAAAUACAAUUCUGUGCAGGCAGGCAUACUGUCUCUUGCCAGCACUUUCUUCUGAAAUGAAUUAAGUGGAUACGAAUUUCAGAGGCUAGUAAAAAGUAACCAGCUCUGAACGUCAUGAACAAGUAGAGCUGCCUUCAGUAGUUCAGCUUAUGUAUGCCCACUGGAAAAUAAAUAAAUAAAUAAAUAAAUAAGUUGUACAAACAACCUCAAGACUCAGUGGGUAAAACCUUCUCCUUAUUCUCCUUAUUAGUUCCACUAUCAAAACAAGAACAAGAUAUAGGGGCUGGUGACUAGUGCAGAGGGUUUGUCAUGCUUUGCCAUUCGCGUAGAUCUUAUAUGAGGGUUGAUACAUCAGGAGUAUUAAGGCUGUGCUUCUGCACGUGCUUCUUCCUCCCCAAAUACUCCUGCUUGAUGUCCCACCUCACUUGCCAGCAAAUGUCCCCACAGCCCCCCUGCACUCAGAGCCCUGACAAACCCAGCAUUGCUUCAGACUCCGGGCAAGAACACGCAGCACGGUGAGGUUGCUCCUGUUGGUACACGAACGAUGCAUUGACACUCUUCGGCACUUGACUAGAAGAGCCACCUUUCUAUUAUCAGAGAAUGGUCUAGUAAUUAUGCCAAUUAAAAUAUGUGUAUUUACUUAGGCUAUUUUUGUUAGUAGCGAUAGAUUGGUGAACAGCAGCUGUGCAGUAAAACCAGGACUUUGAUGAUAAACUCCUAAUAAACCUUGAGUAGCAGAGCCUAAAUACCCAACUUCCUCUUCAAUAGGUAUUGCAACAGACUGUAAACAAAAUUCAUCUAUGGCUGAAGUACUUUCCACCUGUUGUAAGAAAUUUGACAAGUCUGGAGUGAGGUUUUAAUUACUGGGAAAUUGCCAUAUACUUGAAAGGCUGUUUCUGAUGACGGCAGAGCAGAGAAACCAAAAGGGGGCAGGAGAAAAAUAUAUAAGAGGCAAGUGCAGGAGAGCCUGCAGUCUCGCUCUUGAGAAACGGUGUGUGCUACGCUGACAACAUGAAGGCUGUGCUGACCCUCGUGUUUUGCCUCCUACCCCUGGCUGCUCAGGGGAAAGUCUAUGAAAGGUGUGAGCUGGCAGCAGCUAUGAAGCGACUUGGACUGGACAAAUACCGGGGAUACAGCCUGGGAAACUGGGUGUGUGCAGCAAAAUAUGAGAGCAACUUCAACACGCAGGCUACAAACCGUAACACUGAUGGAAGCACUGACUACGGAAUUUUACAGAUCAACAGCCGCUGGUGGUGCGAUGACGGCAAGACCCCGAGGGCCAAGAACCUGUGCGGUAUCCCAUGCUCAGCACUACUGAGAUCAGACAUAACACAAACUGUGAAAUGUGCAAAGAAGAUUGUCAGCGACGGAAAUGGCAUGAACGCAUGGGUCGCGUGGCGCAACCGGUGCAAAGGAACAGAUGUCUCCCGGUGGAUCAGAGGCUGCAGGCUAUGAGGCGCAGGUGCUCAGCGGAGCCCAUUCUCAACAGCUGGCACACCGAGCAAACUGGUUCUUCAAGGCGCUUGUUACGUGAUGCAAACAAAAUUCAGCCUUAAUGCAAGGCAGCUCAUUUGUGAAGCCCAUGCUUUACUCCUUGCUGAUAAAAGGGGUUCGUUUCCACCCACCCACCCCGUUUGCGCCCGAUGCAGCUAAAACUACCAGCUGCUGGUUUUGCUAUAUGUAGGCACGAGCAGGAACCCAAUCUAACCGAAAUCUCACCGCUAGGUUUUGCUGCUGCAUACUAGCAUGAUGUUACUUGCUUGGCAGUUUUAAAUGCAUUCAUCAUUAAAAAAUAUCUGCAAAUGGC
This is a messenger RNA of Cygnus olor (mute swan), 4234 nucleotides long. RefSeq names its product lysozyme (gene LYZ). The record is from RefSeq and is a predicted model, not a curated record. Lineage: Eukaryota; Metazoa; Chordata; Aves; Anseriformes; Anatidae. Gene Ontology annotation, biological process: defense response to Gram-negative bacterium; defense response to Gram-positive bacterium. The transcript is spliced from 4 exons. The coding region runs from base 3439 to 3882 and encodes 147 amino acids. Gene Ontology annotation, molecular function: lysozyme activity.